Molecule: messenger RNA, 672 nt
Organism: Phytophthora nicotianae INRA-310
Lineage: Eukaryota; Oomycota; Peronosporomycetes; Peronosporales; Peronosporaceae
Exons: 2
Coding region: 1-672 (223 amino acids)
Molecular function (GO): zinc ion binding
Source: RefSeq, a predicted model, not a curated record
AUGGUCUACGCAGUCUGUGAGGAUAUUUACAAGGCGGCGCACAACGCUUUGGAAGGUAUUUGUCAGCGCGUUGGUCUAUAUGGAUUUUAUGAGUAUUUCCAAAAGAACUGGGACUCGUGCCAAGACCGAUGGGUAUACUACCUACGUGCGAAGCUACCUCACUUCAUGAAUCACACUAAUAAUCGACUGGAAAGCUUUUUUGGAAAGUUGAAGGAUGGUGUGGAUGGAUCAAUGAGCAUGGCGAUGUGUGUGAAAGCGCUUGUCGCCCACGACCGCCGCGUGUCGAACGAAUACCAAUAUCGACUCUCUCGUAUUGGUCGCUUCGUUAACAGUUCGUACGACGAAGAGAUGACAACGGUUUUACGCUUCACAACCCAUUACGUUGCCCAGCAAGUCGAACAGCAGUAUGCUACAGCGCUUGCAAAAGCGGAAACGUACAAUUACGUGGAUGAUUCUGACGGAGGUGAUUUCGUGGUUGUCAACGGAGUAUUCUCUGAACACAAGGUGAAUUUGGUUGACUGGCGUUGCGAUUGUGAUUUUUCGGUGUCUAUGAAGCUGCCGUGUCGUCAUGCUAUCGCUUAUCGAAGACACAUCAAAGUAUCUGGCCCUUUGAUUCCGUGGGGAGGGAUUGAUGAAAGGAUUAUCCAGGGUAACAUUUUGGAUUUUCCAUGA